AGGUUCUGUUAGCGUCCCAUACUUAAACCUCUAUCUUUCUCCUUCAACCAAUCAGAAGCUCUGCUAAGUUUUAGCUAAAAAGUAGCGACAAAACAUCAGCACUCCACUGAUAGAAACUUCGGAUUGGAUCUUCUACCAAAUUCUAAGAGUUCCUGGUAGUGAGUUGUUACUUGUUUCUGCUGAAUCUUCCUAAUGGCCUCAAACCAGCCUUUGGUAUCGGGAUCGGCGACUCCCAAAACUCAAACCAGCAAUGUGGAUAGACCAAAGAAAAGGAGGGUUCGACGUGUUCGAAGUGCCCCUUUAGCACAUUUUGCUCCUACUGAUGCUAAUGGAGAUGAUGAUGCACUUCUACGUUCCGAGUCCAUUUUCGGGAGAUUUAAUCCAACUCUUAAGAAGGUAGCACUGUCUUUGACGGUAAUAGUAUACAUGGGUUUAGGCACAAUUUGCUUUUAUACAAUCAGGAACCAAAUCAAAGGGAAGAAAACAAAUGCAAUUCUUGAUGCUCUUUAUUUCUGUGUUGUUACAAUGACCACUGUUGGAUAUGGAGACCUUGGUCCUAACAGCAACCUAGAAAAACUACUUGCCUGUGCUUUUGUCUUCAAAGGAAUGGCUCUAAUUGGACUUAUACUGGCCAAAGCUGCUGACUACUUGGUGGAGAAGCAAGAAAAAUUGCUGUUUAGAGCCUUACAUAUGUACAAAAAAGAUGGUGAAAUUGAGGUUCUAAAGGAGGUUGAGCAUAACAGGGUGAAAUACAAGUUUUACACAACAUCGAUCCUUCUUGUCGUGUUUGUAGUAACCGGUACCUUCUUCCUAUAUAAAGUAGAGAAAUUGGACCUAGUCGAUACAUUCUACUGCGUUUGUUCUACCAUUACAACCUUGGGGUAUGGAGAUAUAAGCUUUUCAAGCAAAGGGGGUCGUGUUUUUGCUGUGUUUUGGACAUUAACAGGCACUAUAUGCGUGGCUAAGUUUUUUCUCUACGUUGCUGAGGUAAACACAGAGAACAGACAAAGAGCACUGGUGAAAUGGGUUCUUAGUCGAAGAACAACAAGUUUGGAUUUGGAGGCUGCUGAUCUUGAUAAUGAUGGAGUUGUUGGAGCUGCAGAGUUCGUUCUAUUCAAACUUAAAGAAAUGGGGAAGAUUUGCCAACAGGAUAUUUCAGUUAUAAUGGAGGAAUUCGAGGAACUAGACUUGGACCAGUCUGGGACCUUGACAGUAUCUGAUAUAGCUCUAGCUCAAUCCGUUGAAACCAGGAGUUCAUAGCAACAUGACAUAUAACGACAUCUAUCGGAGGAAGGAGGUGAAUGAUGUUAAUCUUAGAGCUAUUCUCUAAACCUGUAAUACCAACUUUUAAUCAUUUAUAGAUGGCUGUUUUGAGUUAUUGAAUUGAACCUCUUUACCUCUGUGUAUAUGAAUAACAAGUAAUAGCCUAAACUUUUCCUUGUGUGAAGGCAUCCAAUCAAACAGUUCUGAUUAAA
Molecule: messenger RNA, 1475 nt
Organism: Gossypium raimondii (Peruvian cotton)
Lineage: Eukaryota; Viridiplantae; Streptophyta; Magnoliopsida; Malvales; Malvaceae
Product: two-pore potassium channel 1
Exons: 3
Coding region: 193-1260 (355 amino acids)
Biological process (GO): stabilization of membrane potential; potassium ion transmembrane transport
Cellular component (GO): plant-type vacuole membrane
Molecular function (GO): potassium ion leak channel activity
Source: RefSeq, a predicted model, not a curated record